AUGUCAUGGCGCCCGCAGUACCGCAGCUCCAAGUUUCGGAACGUCUACGGGAAGGUGGCGAGCCGGGAGCACUGCUUUGAUGGCAUCCCCAUCACCAAGAACGUCCAUGACAACCAUUUCUGCGCCGUCAACGCCCGCUUCCUCGCCAUCGUGACAGAGAGCGCCGGUGGGGGCUCCUUCCUCGUCAUCCCCCUUGAGCAGACAGGCCGGAUUGAACCAAACUACCCCAAAGUUUGCGGACACCAGGGCAACGUGCUGGACAUCAAGUGGAAUCCCUUCAUUGAGAACAUCAUUGCGUCAUGCUCCGAAGACACCUCGGUGCGGAUCUGGGAGAUCCCCGAGGGCGGCCUGAAGAGGAACAUGACAGAGGCCGUCCUGGAGCUGUAUGGGCACAGCCGGCGUGUUGGCCUCGUCGAGUGGCACCCCACCACCAACAACAUCCUCUUCAGCGCCGGCUACGACUAUAAGGUCCUCAUCUGGAACCUGGACAUCGGGGAGCCGGUGAAGAUGAUCGAUUGCCACACGGACGUCAUCCUAUGCAUGUCCUUCAACACUGAUGGCAGCCUCCUGGCUACCACCUGCAAGGACAAGAAGCUGCGGGUUGUGGAGCCACGCUCCGGCAGGGUCCUGCAGGAGGCCAGCUGCAAGAACCACCGUGUCAAUCGGGUGGUCUUCCUGGGCAGCACGAAGCGGCUGCUGACGACGGGGGUGUCGCGCUGGAACACACGGCAGAUCGCCCUCUGGGACCAGGAAGACCUGUCCAUGCCCCUGAUAGAGGAGGAGAUCGAUGGGCUGUCAGGUCUCCUCUUCCCUUUCUACGAUGCUGACACUCACAUGCUGUACUUGGCUGGCAAGGGCGACGGCAACAUUCGGUACUACGAGAUAGGCUCGGAAAAGCCCUACUUGAGUUAUCUCAUGGAGUUUCGCUCCCCGGCCCCGCAAAAAGGACUGGGGGUGAUGCCAAAGCACGGGCUGGAUGUGUCGGCCUGCGAGGUCUUUCGUUUCUACAAGCUCGUCACCCUCAAGGGGCUGAUCGAACCCAUCUCGAUGAUCGUGCCGAGGAGGUCAGAAACGUACCAAGAGGACAUUUACCCAAUGACUCCAGGUACGGAGCCAGCCCUCACACCGGAUGAAUGGUUGAGCGGGGUGAACAGAGAUCCCAUCCUGAUGUCGCUGAAGGAGGGCUACAAGAAGACAUCCAAAAUCGUCUUUAAGGCACCAGUGAGGGAGAAGAAGAGCGUCGUCGUUAACGGCAUAGAUCUGCUGGAGAACGUGCCGCCCCGGACAGAGAACGAGCUCCUUCGGAUGUUCUUCCGACAGCAGGAUGAGAUCCGGCGGCUGAAAGAUGAGCUCUCGCAGAAAGACAUACGGAUCCGACAGCUACAGCUGGAGUUAAAAAACUUACGUAACAGCCCGAAGAAUAAUUAA
Messenger RNA from Aptenodytes forsteri (emperor penguin), 1428 nucleotides. It is a transcript of the gene CORO2B, whose product is annotated as coronin 2B. The record is from RefSeq and is a predicted model, not a curated record. Gene Ontology annotation, biological process: actin filament organization. The transcript is spliced from 11 exons. Gene Ontology annotation, molecular function: actin filament binding. Bases 1 to 1428 code for a protein of 475 amino acids. Lineage: Eukaryota; Metazoa; Chordata; Aves; Sphenisciformes; Spheniscidae.